AUGUACUCCAAGCGAAACAAUUUGUUCUUUCAGGUAUUGUGUUUUGCUGCCCUUAUUGCCGUGGUUGUUGCGCAUGGCCACGCGCCUGCUUACUCCUCUCAGCACAUCACCAAACAUGAUGGAGAGCCUGAGGUGGUAAAGGUCGGACACGACGGCCAUGUUGUUGACUAUCAUACUCAUCCUAAGUACGAGUUUGAGUACAAAGUAGAAGACCACCACACUGGUGACAUCAAGUCCGAACACCAAAGCCGUGAUGGUGAUAUUGUCAAGGGCCACUACAGCCUUCAUCAACCUGACGGCUCCGAAAGGAAUGUGCAUUACGAGGCUGACAAAACUGGUUUCCACGCUGACGUGAAAUUCAACACGCAUCACGUUCUGUGCUUCGUCUUCGUUACUUUGGUGUCCUUCGCUGAAUAUGGACAUGGACAUGGGCACGCGUAUUCGUCUCAACACAUUUCCCGACAUGACGGACAUCCUGAAAUUGUGCACCUCCAUGGACAUCAUGGGCAUAAUCACAUCGAUUACCAUACUCAUCCCAAAUAUACAUUUGAGUACAAAGUACACGACGACCACACCGGUGACAUCAAGUCGCAGCACGAGACACGUGAUGGUGACAAUGUUAAGGGAUACUACUCGUUGCACCAGCCCGAUGGCUCCGUAAGAUCCGUGCACUACCAUGGCGACCAUCAUACAGGAUUCCACGCUGAUGUGAAAUACGAUACGCAUCAUAUCAUCCCUAAGAAGCACUAUUACUAA
Messenger RNA from Pararge aegeria (speckled wood butterfly), 756 nucleotides. Its product is annotated as histidine-rich glycoprotein-like. Gene Ontology annotation, cellular component: extracellular matrix. The record is from RefSeq and is a predicted model, not a curated record. NCBI's taxonomy places the organism in Eukaryota, Metazoa, Arthropoda, Insecta, Lepidoptera, Nymphalidae. The transcript is spliced from 7 exons. Bases 1 to 756 code for a protein of 251 amino acids.